Molecule: messenger RNA, 3222 nt
Organism: Phyllopteryx taeniolatus (common seadragon)
Lineage: Eukaryota; Metazoa; Chordata; Actinopteri; Syngnathiformes; Syngnathidae
Gene: mtmr9
Product: myotubularin related protein 9
Exons: 10
Coding region: 441-1835 (464 amino acids)
Biological process (GO): negative regulation of autophagy
Source: RefSeq, a predicted model, not a curated record
GGUCCUCCAGCGGCCUUUUUUGCCCACCGUGGAGGGCACCUUGUGCCUGACGGGCCACCACCUCAUCCUCUCCUCCAGACAGGACAACACGGAGGAGCUGUGGCUGCUUCACUCCAACAUUGACGCCAUCGAGAAGAGGUGCAACAAAAAGUGUGGGUGUUGAAACCUCUCCAGGGGAAGCGGGCGUCCGUGAGGUUGCGCCGUACCGAUAUUGAGCGUGUAGCGUACUGCCGGUUGUGCAAUAAUAGUGGGAAGAUUGUGGAUGGGAACCCUUUCGCUGGGAAAAACCCGGGUGUUCGCUGGCAGUGUAGGAAACGUGAGCCUCGCUGCCUUGUAUUGGAUUUCGUUUCUUGAAUACAUCUUGCAGGUUUGUAGGCUCUCUCGGUCGGAUCAUCGUCAAAUGUAAAGACCUGAGAGUGAUCCAGCUGGACAUUCCUGGUAUGGAGGAGUGUAUCAACAUUGCCAGCUCUACUGAGGCUCUCUCGACGCUUGAUUCCGUCUCUUUGAUGUACCCUUUCUUCUACCGGCCCAUGUUUGAGGUCGUCCAUGACGGAUGGAAUUGUUUCCGUCCUCGAGAUGUUUUUAAAGACCUCGAGUCUAUGACAGACGAGUGGCGGCUGAGUGAAGUCAACAAGCACUUCGACGUGUGCCCGUCCUAUCCUCCCCUGGUGGCGGUGCCCAAGGGCAUCGACGACGACGCGCUGAGGGCAGCGGCGACGUUCCGUCACGGCGGCCGCUUCCCUGUUCUCAGCUACUACCACAAGAAGAACGGCAUGGUGAUGAUGAGAGCGGCUCAGCCUCUCACGGGCACCAACGGGCGGCGCUGCAAGGAAGACGAGAAGCUCAUCAACGCCACCCUGAGGCCGGGCAAGCGCGGCUACAUCAUCGACACGCGCGCCAUCAACGUGGCCCAGCAGGCCAAAGCUAAAGGGGGCGGCUUCGAGUCCGAGGCCAACUACCCGCAGUGGAGGAGGAUCCACAAAGCCAUCGAACGGUCGGGCGUGCUGCAGGAGAGUCUCAUCAAGCUGGUGGAGGCGUGCAACGAGCAGUCGCACAGCAUGGACCGCUGGCUCAGCAAGUUGGAGGCUUCCAAUUGGCUGGCUCACGUCAAGGAGAUCCUGACCGCCGCCUGCCUGGCGGCGCAGUGCAUCGACAGGGAGGCGGCGUCCGUCCUGGUCCACGGCACAGAAGGCACAGACUCCACGCUUCAAAUCACUUCCUUGGCCCAGAUCAUCUUGGAUCCCGGCUGCAGGACCGUCCGAGGCUUCCAGGGCCUGGUGGAGCGAGAGUGGCUCCAGGCGGGUCACCCGUUCCGGCAGCGUUGCGCCCAGUCGGCCUACUCGAGCGGCAAACCUCGCCAGGAGGCUCCCGUCUUCCUGCUCUUCCUGGACUGCGUGUGGCAGAUCCUGCGGCAGUUUCCGUGUUCCUUCCAGUUUGGCGAGGCCUUCCUGGUGCUGCUCUUCGAGCACGCCUACUCUUCCCAGUUUGGCACUUUUCUGGGCAGCAGUGCGGCGGAGAGGGCCAAACUGUCCGUGUCCGAGAAGACGGUCUCCUUGUGGUCGUGGCUGAAUCGGCCCCGGGAGCUGGAGCGUCUGACCAACCCGCUCUACGAGGCCAACGGUCUGGUCAUCUGGCCCUCGGUGGCCCCUCAGAGCCUGCUGCUGUGGGAGGGCGUUUUCCUCCGCUGGAACCGCUCGUCCCGGCGCUUGGACGAGGCCCACGAGGAAAUGGUGCACAUCGUGGCGUACAACAAGGCGCUCCAGAACCGAGUCAACCUCCUGCGCCGGCAGCUGGCCCAGCUGGAGACGGAAGAGCCGCUCCCGCAAACGCCGUAGACGCGGCGCCGGGCGGCAGGUAGAAAACGAGAAGCGCCUCGCCGAUGAUUGCAAUUCUUAUUGGCAAAAUCAACCAACGUUUUGUGUUUACGUCACGCGCAGCCGGCGUCGCGUCGAAGGUGAAAGGAACAUUUGCAUUUAUUCGCUGCUGUAAAAAGCCGAACAUUCCCCGCACGGUGGACAAAAGUAUUGAGACGCCCCUCUUCAUCAGUCUGCCGUCCCCCAGGGGCCGCAGCGUGUGACCUUUAAAAUACGCUUGCUUUCUACGCAACCGGACGGGUGAAAUAUUGAGAAGAACGGCGGCAAACGCGUGGCUGUCGGCAUUUGAAACGGCAACUGCGCAGUUAACUCCUUAUUCACUUACUUACUGGAAGUUGCCCCAAUACUUUUGUCCAUACAGUGUAUCACGUGCUCCUGAGUGUGUCGCCAUGGCAACCAAUGGAGUGCCGGUCAUAAGGCCGAGCGUGACUUUUUCUUUGGCUGCACGUUGCGGCGUCGUAAUAUACUGCUACUAAUAAGCAUGACAAGCGCGAGCGGCUGCAUUCGCGCGUCAAAUUGAAUAUUUAUCGCCGCCGCGACUUCACCUUCCGGAUCCCACGCAAGAACUGGAUCGAAACUUGUUUCUUAUUGUGGUUUAGGUUCUUGCUAUAUUUUUGGAUUGCCAUGGUUACACUUCAAGGUCUUCACAGUGUGUUCUUUGAGGAUUUUGCACUUUUGCGUUUGCAUUUGGCACCUUUUGUGUACAAGCCGAAAUGAAUGGAAAUGCCGUUAAUCGCGCCAGCCUCCCCCCAAAAACAAACAUGUUUUUUGAUGAGGAAAAUUGCACAUUGCAAUAUUGCGCUUUAUAAAAUCAUAGAGUAAUAAAAUCAUGAAAUACAAUGUCAAGAAUGAAACAAUUUGUGCAUCUUGAUUUAACGCCUCAAUUCAAUUCAUCGCGCUGCUCCUUCUGGUGUGCCCAAACAAGUAAGAGUCACAACAGCUCGCAGAGAUUCAGUCAAAAACGCAAACGAUAAAGAAUAUAUACCUGUGACAUUGUCUAUCUAUGUGUGUUAAUGCGCCGUUUUUGUUGAAGUGUGCUUUGCGUAAAGGGCAAGAACGCGAUCGAUCCGGCUCGUUAGCCCGUCGACGGCGUUUACCAGUAUGUGUGCGCAUUAAGCUAGCGGGGGGGGGGGGGGUGUUCUCAAGGCUAAUUUGCUUGGUGAUUUGAAAUACAAAAUGUGUUUUUGUUGUCUGUUUACUGAGAGAGUAAACUUCAGCUGGGAGUGGCAGUAAAUAGCUUUUGGAUGAGACGUUCACGAUCUGCCCAACUUGUUGUCAAGUGAGUUGACUUCACUGCCACCAUCCAGGGGGAAAAAAAAAAAUAUCGCCCGAAUGGAAAGUCGGGUCA